GUUUCAAAUGUAAACAAAAACACGUGCGUUUAUUUUCUGUUUUUGCAAAAAUUCUUUCAAUUUAAAUUGAUAAAUUUGAUUAAGAUAGUGCAAGAAAAAUGGUGAAAGUAAGGAAACAAAGGAGGAAGAAGACGUAUAAUUAUUCUGCCAACCGGAAGCGUAUGAAUAAGAAGCAGAAAAAGGAUGGAACGAUAAGAUGUCCGGAAGUGGAAGAUGCAUGGCAAAAGAACCAACCAGUGAGCAAGAAUUUCCGCAAUAUGGGACUAUCGAGUGAUCCAAAUGCUGCAAUACCCUUCCGGAAGACGCAGAGGGAACGUGUCCGGAUAAUCCAGGAGAAUCUGAGUCAGGGAAUAAUUCCGCAUGAAAUAAAUUCCAAUGCCCUCGCCCCGGAGGAGGGGAAGAAGAAGAAGACAAAGAAACGUCCUCCGAAGGGAUUUGUGGCGAAGAAAUUGGAGGAGAAUGCCAAUGCGCCGCGUGAGAGUGGAUUCCGCUUCUCUAAAGGUCAGGAAAGUCUCAUUUCUUACUACCUCGAUAAGUAUCAGUUGAACUACCGCGCCAUGGUGAAUGAUCGCAAGAACAUUGAGCAGGAGACGUGGAAGCAAUUGCGGAGGAAAAUACGGAAAUUUCUCACGAUUCAGGAGCACGUUGAUAAGUACCUCAAAGCCAGGAACCUCGAAAGGUUGAGCCUUGAAGAGGAGACAGAUGAUUCAGAUUGACGAGAUACAUUUGUUCAAGCCUCUUUUUAAUUGUUUUUUUUAUCAUCAUUUUCUUUGUAAUUGAUUAUGUCACAUACAUACAUUUAAAUUGGA
Messenger RNA from Lutzomyia longipalpis, 809 nucleotides. Its product is annotated as nucleolar protein 16. NCBI's taxonomy places the organism in Eukaryota, Metazoa, Arthropoda, Insecta, Diptera, Psychodidae. Gene Ontology annotation, cellular component: nucleolus. Gene Ontology annotation, biological process: ribosomal large subunit biogenesis. The transcript has 2 exons. The record is from RefSeq and is a predicted model, not a curated record. The coding region runs from base 99 to 716 and encodes 205 amino acids.